Molecule: messenger RNA, 2072 nt
Organism: Suillus subaureus
Lineage: Eukaryota; Fungi; Basidiomycota; Agaricomycetes; Boletales; Suillaceae
Exons: 5
Coding region: 399-1976 (525 amino acids)
Molecular function (GO): protein binding
Source: RefSeq, a predicted model, not a curated record
AGCUCAGUCACACCCUUGUCACGAUAUGUCACAAAACAUCAAGUGUCGAUAAUGCAUAGUUCCUGAAUCCCGACGACUUAUGCGUAUGAGAAAUCGACGAGAAACAAGUCCAGGAGCAGCAUAUUAAUCAAGACAAGACAUUCUGAGUCUUAUAUGUCUCCUUCAACCUUGGCGGGUAACUUUCGCUGAAGGCUGAUCAUGACAUUGUCUACUUUUUUGACACAGAUUCUUCCGCUGAUCCUGGUUGCCAGUGACCUCGAUUCCCACUGACAGCGCUAGAUGCAAUCAUACCGUACGGCGUCUAUUAUGCCGAACAACCCUCGACAACCUCUUCUCCUCUCCCCCUCAGCUGAACUGCAUCCACGAUCCCAUUCACUUUGAAUCCCUCUCAAUUUCCGAUGCUGCGCGUCGUUCGUCGUUUGUUUCGUCCCACAAUCACGCGUAGUAGCCUAGAAGAACGACAUAUUAUUAAACUUGAAAUCAUCGGCGGAAAGAAUCUUCAAGUCCCUUCUCAGCGCAUACCUGCAGGCGUUUACAUAUCCAUCAAUAUCGACUCGAAGAGACAAUGGAGGUCGUCCGUCCAAGCCCUAUCAUCUGAAGAAUCAGUAGUAUGGGGCGAUACUGUGACCCUAUCAUCGAAGGCAUCACGUGCAUUCUCAGUGGAGAUCAGGGCGUCAUAUGAGGCUGAUCGAAUGCUAGGCAGUGGAGAAGUCCUUGGGAAACUUCAAAUGUGGUGGGAUGAGCUACUCGAUCAUGGAGAUGAGCCAUUUGUUCUAUCCUUCCCACCUGUGCGUGGUGUCCACCCUUCCCUUAUACUGAAGGUUGCCGUUGUACAUGCUUGCGACAAUCACAACGGCGCACUGUCUGAUUGCCUCGUAGACUGCGAAAUAGCUCGAGACACAGAUGCGGGCCACGCACGAUAUGCCAAAUAUGUAACGAGAAAAACAGUCGCUCACCUGAACUAUGCUGUAGAGCAUUUUCAGUUGGUCCUGGACCAGUGUCCGGUCAGCCACCCAGAUCACGCAAUGGCUCUCACCAACCUCGCGUGGGCCCGCCUUCAAGGAUAUAUCGACAACCAUCUUCAAGACAUUGCUGCCACCAUUUCUCUCUUCCGUGACGCCCUUGCAUUGCGUCCUCAGCGCCAUCCGGAUUAUCCCAUAUCUCUAUAUAAUCUCACUUCAGCGCUGACUUGGCGCCACAGGAAGAAAGGUACUGCUGCCGACAUCUGCGAAGCCGCCCAACUCUAUCAUGAGUUACUACCUCUCUGUCCAGAAGGCACCUACCUUCGUAGCAUCGCAGCAGGACCAAAUGAUGUCGAUUAUGUGAUCAGUGAAUGCAAUGAUCUUCCAAUAGACGCAUCCGAUGAAGGCAUCCACCUUCGAAGAGUCGUCCUCGAGCUCGGUCCUCUGGGCCAUCCACUUCGUUGCAGUGCCUUCAACAAUCUUGCACAAGCAGUUAAAGCACGCUUCAACCAACGCGGCAGCAUCGAUGAUCUUGACACGAGCAUACAACUUGGUCGUGAAGUUGUGUCUCUGUGCCCCGAGGGACAUGCUGGCCGUGCUAGCUAUCUGAACGACUUGGUGUCAUCACUCGAGUCCCGCUUCGGUCACCAAGGCAAGCCCAAUGACCUCGAUGAUAUCAUCUCUCUGCACGAAAAACUGCUGCACCUGUGCCCUGUCGGGCACACAUCUCGUGGUGUCUCAUUGGACAACCUAGGCAAUGCCCUCAUCACUCGUUUCUACAAACGCGGUGACAUUGAUGACAUCACACGAGCUGUCAGCCUCCGUCGCGAGGCACUGACAUUACAUCCACCCGGGCAUCCAAGUCAUGGCACCACGCUUAAAAACCUUACCACCGCGCUCAAAAUCAGGUAUGCCAAUUUGCCGGUUGGCGAGGAUCUUGAUGAGGUCAUGAAUCGGUAUCGCGAAUCCCUUUUGCUAAGGCAACAUGACUGUACCUUGUACAAUAUCAGGUGAUCUUUUCAAUUUGAGCUCGGCGCUCUGCUCUCGUUUCACGCUGUGUCAGUGUGGUCUGGCUAGGGCACCUAUACCUCCCAUAUUUCCUUCUAAGUA